Molecule: messenger RNA, 654 nt
Organism: Carassius auratus (goldfish)
Lineage: Eukaryota; Metazoa; Chordata; Actinopteri; Cypriniformes; Cyprinidae
Product: brain and acute leukemia cytoplasmic protein
Exons: 3
Coding region: 204-608 (134 amino acids)
Cellular component (GO): cytoplasm
Source: RefSeq, a predicted model, not a curated record
AACGUACUCCUCUCUCGUUUGUUUUGGUGCAAAAUUGCCUCUACAGUAUCACAAUAAACUGAUGACGUAAAGGAUGACAAAUCUCAAGUUUGGUAAAUGCACGAGGGCACUCAUUCACUCACAGCUGCGCGUGGGACGGGAGCAUAAUCGCGCGCACUCGGCUGCUAGUUGUAUUAGCGCAUGCAUCGCUCCAUCUUAUUUCAAUGGGCUGCGGUGGGAGUCGAGCAGAUGCUAUUGAACCGCGAUAUCAUGAGAGCUGGACCAGAGAAACCGAAUCGACGUGGCUUACCAACACUGAUGCUGAAAUCCCCAACGGCGUGACUUCUAAAAACCGCGUCGUGCGUGGAGAAUCUAGCCAUCUUAUUAAAGACCAUUCAAAACUAUCAGGUAGAGGUACUAUGGAGGCCAGAUCCUGUGGAGACAGAGGCAGACAGAUGGUUAAUGCUGGAACUCAAUGUGGAAAGCAGGUUUUGACUUCCAGCACCUGCACAAAAACAUCCUGCAGUCAUGAGCAGAUAAGUGACUCAAAGCAGACAACGCAUAAGGAGGAAACUAAUCAUACUGAAGGGGUUUCACCUAAUGCUGCAUCUAACCCAGGGGAUCCAUGAGGGGAAAACAACCCCAUCUUUGUCUGAUGCGGAGGAUAUACCUCGA